UGGAGGCGUGUCUGCGGGUAUAAGAACGAAGGGGGCGGCGGCAGGCCGGCUCACUCAGUGCCGCUGCCUGGGGGCUGCAGUGACCGCGCCGCGCCAGCUGAGGCUGCCCACGCCAAAGACCUGCCGCUGUCGUCUCCUUUUCCGCCACCCAGUGUCCCUGGCAAGAACAUCCGCCAAGAUGGCAGAGGAGCGAAGCGGUACCAGGGACUGCAUGUCCUUCAGCGUGCUCAACUGGGAUCAGGUCAGCCGGCUGCACGACGUCCUGACCGACGUCGUCCCCAUCCACGGGCGAGGCAACUUUCCAACCUUGGAGAUAACCCUGAAGGACAUCGUCCAGACCGUCCGCAGCCGGCUGGAGGAGGCAGGCAUCAACGUGCAGGACGUCCGGCUGAAUGGCUCGGCCGCCGGCCACGUCUUGGUUAAAGACAACGGCUUGGGUUGCAAAGACCUGGAUCUGAUCUUUCACGUGGCUCUUCCCACAGAGGUAGAAUUUCAACUGGUCAGAGAUGUGGUUCUGUGCUCCCUCCUGAACUUCCUGCCGGAGGGGGUGAGCAAGCUGAAAAUCAGCCCGGUCACUCUGAAGGAGGCCUACGUGCAGAAGCUGGUGAAGGUCUGCACGGACACUGACCGCUGGAGCCUGAUCUCCCUCUCCAACAAGAACGGGAGGAACGUGGAGCUGAAGUUUGUCGACUCCAUCCGGCGUCAGUUUGAGUUCAGCGUGGACUCUUUUCAGAUCAUCCUGGACUCGCUGCUCUUUUUCUAUGACUGCUCCAGCAGCCCCAUCUCCGAGCACCUCCACCCCACAGUGAUCGGGGAGAGCGUGUACGGGGACUUCGAGGAAGCCUUCGACCACCUGCAGAACAGACUGAUCGCCACCAAGAACCCCGAAGAGAUUCGGGGCGGGGGGCUACUCAAGUACAGCAACCUCCUCGUGCGGGACUUCAGGCCCGCGGACCAGGAAGAAAUCAAAACUCUGGAGCGUUACAUGUGCUCCAGGUUCUUCAUCGACUUCCCGGACAUCCUCGAACAGCAGAGGAAGUUGGAGACCUACCUUCAGAACCACUUUGCCGAGGAAGAGAGGAGCAAGUACGAUUACCUCAUGAUUCUCCGCAGGGUGGUGAACGAGAGUACCGUGUGUCUGAUGGGGCACGAGCGGAGGCAGACCCUGAACCUUAUCUCCCUCCUGGCUUUGCGUGUGCUCGCAGAACAAAACAUCAUCCCCAGUGCCACCAACGUCACCUGUUACUACCAGCCAGCGCCGUACGUCAGUGACGGCAAUUUCAACAACUACUACGUGGCCCAACCCCCCGUCACCUACAGCCAGCCGUAUCCUACCUGGCUGCCCUGUAACUAACCUUGAGACCUGAGGGUUUCCUUCCACAGUGGGGACCCCACUAGGGCAAGGGCUCUCAGCUAGGGGAGCCUCCUUCUAGAUGUAGGUGUUGUGUGGCUUUUAAAGGGGGAACUCAGCUCUGAUUCUGCUUUUUUGUUUCUUUGUGCACCCAUUGGAAUGGGUCUACAGUAUAUCAUGAGCCAACCCUAAAGGGACCCAUUAGUCCUGUGCCCCUUGGGAAAAUGCUAUAGGAAGUAUGACCUACCCACAUCGUUCCAAGAUAGACACGAACAUGUCCCAAACAUCAGCCCACGGGGCUUUGAGCUCUGUGCAGGAGUUGAGGUUAGGGAAGCGCUCAGGCAGGGCGUGUGGAGUGACGCGCUUCUCGUCUUCCCUGGAGCCUGGAGUGGGCGCUGUUGGCCCCCACGUGGGAUUCUCCUCAGUUACGUGGAAGUUGUGCUGACAGUCUGUUUGCUCGCAUCCGUUUCAGUCAGGCAGAAAGUGGUCAGCGUGAGGUUGCUCCUGCAACUUAGCUUUUGUUCAAGGGACAACAUGGCUUAUGUUUGUUUAUUCCCUGUCAGCAGAGUCGAGGAUUUCUUUCAUCAGUAAACCAAAGCCAGUAGCUGGAGAAUUGAGGUCUGGUCGCAAGUGGUUUAUGGUGUAGAUGCUGUGCCAUCAUGAGAAAUUGUGUGAGCUAUUGCUGAGAAAACAUGCACACACACACAAAAAAAACAAAAAAGCAAAAACAAAAAAACAGACCUUUUCUUGAAAUGUAACUUGAAAAAAAAAUAAUAAAAUGUGGAACAUAAUGUUAAAAUAGAACUGUGGUGGGGUGGGGGUGGGGGUGAUUGUAAAUAGGAAACAUGAAUGUUCAAUUUUUUUUUUUUCCUUUAAGGAAUUCUUAUCGAAUGACACUUCUUUUUUCCUCUUCAGCUCAUCACUUUCGUUUUGUUCUUCCUAAGACUAAGGAUUGUGCUGAGUCUAGAGUCACGGCAGUGACUGACGUGUGAGGGUCUUCCCAUGUUUAAUUGGAAACCCAUUUGGUCACAUUCCAAGUAUGGCAAGCUCUUUUUCCUGGAGUACUUUGGCUGAUUUUUGUGUGUGUGUUUCUUUUUAUUUUUCCCCCAAAAGCAGCAGUUUUCUCCUCCAGGUUUUUUAUUUUUCAUUUUUCUUGACAGCCGAUGAAUUCAGGAAUUUCAGUAGAGCUGAGUGACCUGUGGAAUGAUCUGCGCUUCACAUGGCGUUAGAAUGGAACCUGCUGCCCCCGAGCUGUGUGUGAGGUAGAGGGUUAGCGUCCCUUCAGGCCUGUGUGGACAUCAGUGGUGCUGAGGCCCCUUGGAGUGAUAGAUUCCAGUGUAUUUAGGGAAGAAGUGAGUGAAUGGAGAGGAACCUUCCUUGUUCUGGUAGAUUUGACCAUACUUGUUUAUAUUCUGCACUUUAGAAGAAAAACAGUGUUACUCUCUAGUCUAAAGCAAGCGUAGUAAACAGGAGAGUCCUAGGCUGUCCCACUACAUUAAAUAAGGGAUUUUGUGUUUUGAAACUUUUUUGUGGAAUUUCUUAGAAAGCAUCACUUUAGGGUGUCAAGGGCAGAGAAACUCUAUAUUGCCAGCCAGCUUGGUUUCUGAAGUGGGAUUUAAUCAAACCCAUGCUCCCGAUUUUAAAUUUCUCCUGUGGCCAUAAACGCCCCAAGCCCUGAGUGAUUGCUUUCUCCUUGCUUUAAGCAAUGAAGGUGCCUUAAUGCAGAAAUGCUUCAUAGAGAACGAGUGGUUUACCUUUUUCUAAAGAUUGUAUUUCAGGUUUUAUCUACAGUGUGAUAGCUUGGUUCUCUUCAAACCAGAUGGGGCAUGACGGACCCCCAAGGCUUAGCUCGUACCCAGGUUGUGCUGUAAUAGGUAAACUGAAGCCACUUAGUGUGACUGGCUGCUGUCUCCCUGUGAGCCAGUGACAUUUGAGUUCAUUGGCUUUUGAGUCAAAGCCAGUUCCACAUGGGUGUGUGUGUGGGGGGGUGCUUCAGUGUUAAAGGGGGGCAAGGAAGAACAAUCCCAACUUUAAAAAUGAUGUGGUCUUCCACGACCUUGAAAGACUCCCGUGUGGUCCAAUGGCAACAUGUUUGCUCAAAAAUGACAGAUCUGUUGAACCAAAGCUUUGAAAUGUGAUGAAGCUGCCAACGAAAGCACUUGCUAACAGAAAUCAAGUCAGCAUUGCACCUACCAGAAGGCUUGGGGAUCAGGGUAAUAAAGCUCCCAAUGAAGAUAGGAUCAGAUCCGCAUCAAGUAAUUAAAUUUCCAGUUUGACCUUGGAGUUCUUUCUGCUUAUUUUUCCCCCUAUCUGGUAUUAGUUCUUCUUUGAGGAUGGAAGCACAGAAGUUGCUAGAAAUUCCCCCCUCCCCCCACGGUUCUUUAUCCCAUUGCCUGGUGGCCAGCUUGUUAGAAUCCCUGCUCUUUGCCUGAAGUGCUCGCUCAGCCCGGCUAUUUUGGAGUUGGAGAGUCGACGUGUGUUCUAGUACCACCAGGGUAAAAAGCUGCACUGAACCAAAGCUGCGCUUUUGAAACACCACCCUGGUCUAGUGGUGUCUCCACUUACUCCACAGACCUUUUGCCUGCCUCAGAAUAGACCAGGUAACCUUGAAUUUCAGGUGUCUGGAAAUUCUAACUGAAACCUGCCUUUCAUGCUGCUCACACAAGCACCAGGUUCUCUGUGAACUCGCAGUGAGUCUGGUGGUUCCUCUUUUCUGUGUGUUGAGUAACAUGAAACUUGGCAGUGGCCAAGGGCACUGACGUUCAAGUGCAAGUUCUAAUGUACAUUUAAGCAGUCUCCUGUGCUCCAGGGUUCUGAACAGUUUUCUGAUGCUUUCUGCAAGUAUGCAGCUUGUUAGCCAAGCCUGCUCCUCAGAAGCAGGUUGAGCAACAGUGAGAUUAAAGCAAGGACCCUUUCCCCUUGUGUUGGCAGAAGGGUACACACUGCAUUCCUGGCCCCGAGCUUCAGUCUCACCCUUAAAUCUUGCCUUGGCAGUAAGACACUAUUCCUCACUCAAUAACUAAACUCUGUCUCACUAACACCUUCAAAUCAGGGUUUUCUGCUGACUGCAGGUGGGUUGGGUGGCCCAGGAUGAGUGGGGUAGGAGUGACGCUGGGUUCCCGAUACGAAGUAACAAGUGUGGUUUGACGUUGAAGUUUUUUACCCCCCAGUUUGAUUUUUUCCCUGGGGAUUUGAGUUACAGCGAGCUGUGAAUAUGAGCCUGUGGG
Messenger RNA from Rhinolophus ferrumequinum (greater horseshoe bat), 4578 nucleotides. RefSeq names its product terminal nucleotidyltransferase 5C (gene TENT5C). The coding region runs from base 179 to 1354 and encodes 391 amino acids. Gene Ontology annotation, biological process: mRNA stabilization. Gene Ontology annotation, molecular function: RNA binding; poly(A) RNA polymerase activity. The transcript is spliced from 2 exons. The record is from RefSeq and is a predicted model, not a curated record. NCBI's taxonomy places the organism in Eukaryota, Metazoa, Chordata, Mammalia, Chiroptera, Rhinolophidae.